GGUCGCUAAGGAACGGGCGAUCCGAUGCUUCUGGACUCGCUUCUACUCGAUUAGGAAGUCAUCCCUCCUCUUCCUUCCUCACCGUUGCCGUCGCCACACUUUGCUUGGCUGCCAAGAAAAGAAGGGAAGGGAUCGCAUCCCUUAAUUAUCGACAAGGGAACCAUCACGCAUCUCAUUACGAUUUUCACCAGGCACAAACGAGAGCAGCGGAGGAGAAGGAGCGUCGAUGGCUUGGUACUACUACAACAGAAGCAACAACGGAGGAGGAGGAGGAGGAGGAGGGGCGUGGGGGAGGCUGUCGAAGGGGCUGCUACCGCUGCUGGCGCUGCAAGCGGCAAGCGAAUUCCACCGCAUCGGCCGAAAGCCCCCCGUCACAGCCGGCCUCCUCCUCGCCAACUCCCUCAUCUACCUCCGCCCCGCCUUCGUCGACCGCCUCCUUCCCACCCUUUACGAAGUCUCCUUCAACCCCCAUCUCAUCCUCAAGCAUGGUGAUCUGAAGCGAUUCUUCUUAUCACCAUUUUAUCAUGUAGGUGAUGCACACCUAUUCUACAACAUGACCUCACUGUUGUGGAAGGGGAUCCAGCUUGAAACUUCGAUGGGUAGUCCUCGGUUUGCAUCCAUGGUAGCAGCAUUGCUUUGCAUGUCACAGGGCAUCACACUAGUUCUGGCUAGAAGUUUACUCCUUUUCUUCGAUUAUGAGGCAGCAUACUACAAUCAGUUUUCUGUUGGGUUUUCUGGUGUUCUAUUUGCCAUGAAGGUUGUGCUGAAUGCACAUUCCGACGAGUAUGCUUAUCUACAUGGAAUUGUAGUCCCAGCACGUCAUGCUGCAUGGGCGGAGUUGAUUCUUAUCCAACUUUUUGUGCCAGGGGUGUCUUUCCUCGGUCACCUGGGUGGGAUAUUAGCUGGUCUUUUGUAUCUCCAUUUGAGAGGUUCAUAUACAGCGGUAGAUCCACUGACUGUGUUCAUCAAGAAAGCGUUUGAUUUUGUGAGCUGGCCUGUAAGGGUCAUCCGGCGCUUUCUGAGUUUCCAGCGGCCCCGUACAUCAGGUAGAGGAAGAGUUGGAAGCAGCCAAGCUACAGCGGUUCCAUCUGGCAUCUGGAGAUGUCCGACAUGUACUUACGAUAACUCGUCUAGGGUAGAUGUAUGUGAGAUGUGCAGCACAGCUCGUAGGGGCAGUGGCUUCACACCAUUGCGCCAAUAUAACCGAACGGGUGACCUGUCGACUGAAGAAGUUCGUCGCCGGCGGAUUGAAAGAUUUGGUGGGUGAGUCUGGAUUUGCUGAUGUGGCAGGGAGGCUGGUGGCUGGUUAUUAGUUGCACAUAAUACAUCGUAUUCAUAAUUCUAGUCGGUUCCUGCAUCAAAGUUCCAAGGCCAUAGAAGAAACAUUGAGGUCAGCUUAUAUGGUUCUUUUUUUGUGUCUCCAAAACCAACUUGUGUUUGGCUGAUCCAGGUAUUGAGCAGAUUGGAACUUUGUAAAUAAAGAUGAAAUAGGAAAAACCUUGAUUGAAUUUUCAUGUGGUACAUUUAUGUAGCUGGACGGUCUGAAGAAGGGAGACAUGAACACGGAUCCUAUUCAAAAAGAUUUUAUUGGCUUUCUUCCUGUUAUGCUCAA
Messenger RNA from Musa acuminata AAA Group (dessert banana), 1612 nucleotides. Its product is annotated as rhomboid-like protein 14, mitochondrial. Gene Ontology annotation, molecular function: serine-type endopeptidase activity. Bases 227 to 1267 code for a protein of 346 amino acids. The transcript is spliced from 2 exons. Gene Ontology annotation, cellular component: membrane. Lineage: Eukaryota; Viridiplantae; Streptophyta; Magnoliopsida; Zingiberales; Musaceae. The record is from RefSeq and is a predicted model, not a curated record.